AUGGAGUCCCAACCAACAGCCAAGGUGCUGCAUCAUCGCAUCAACACCGAUAUCUCACAACUACUCCAACGAUUCGAAAAUAUCAUGGCCACAGCGACUGUCGAGAACCCUAGCUACACUUCCAGCGCCGUGGAGACAUAUCAGCUAGAUGUCGAAUCAACAGCUCUGAUCCGUGCCGCCGAAGACAUCCUCGCAUUAACCAGAACCAUGAAAGAGACCUGGCUAUUCGGUAACUUGAAUACCCUCGGCGAAGAUGAAAGAGACGUACAACGUCGAGAAAAUCUAGAGAAAGACGCAGCUGCUGUACAAAAAGCUGUUGAGGGGGGUGGCCUCUCGAAGCUGGCGCCGGGGAAAUAA
Messenger RNA from Penicillium angulare, 357 nucleotides. Its product is annotated as RNA polymerase II mediator complex head subunit MED22. Gene Ontology annotation, molecular function: transcription coregulator activity. Gene Ontology annotation, biological process: regulation of transcription by RNA polymerase II. Gene Ontology annotation, cellular component: mediator complex. The record is from RefSeq and is a predicted model, not a curated record. The transcript has 4 exons. The coding region runs from base 1 to 357 and encodes 118 amino acids. NCBI's taxonomy places the organism in Eukaryota, Fungi, Ascomycota, Eurotiomycetes, Eurotiales, Aspergillaceae.